Parasteatoda tepidariorum (common house spider) is the source of this 3501-nucleotide messenger RNA. RefSeq names its product GRAM domain containing 1B (gene GramD1B). Gene Ontology annotation, cellular component: endoplasmic reticulum-plasma membrane contact site; endoplasmic reticulum membrane; plasma membrane. Gene Ontology annotation, biological process: intracellular sterol transport. Gene Ontology annotation, molecular function: sterol binding; sterol transfer activity. Lineage: Eukaryota; Metazoa; Arthropoda; Arachnida; Araneae; Theridiidae. The record is from RefSeq and is a predicted model, not a curated record.
AUAAUUGUUUUUAAAUUUGGCCACCUAACGCAUAUGCAAAUCCUUUUGUUACAGUGAAAAAAUUUUUUAAUCUGAACCACUGGACAUUUCCCUUUAAUUCAUAACUUAACGAUUUUUUUGAAAUUGCAUAAUUGAUUUUAAUCUAUAUCGUAUACCAGACGUUUAUUUUUCUUUUGUUAUCAUCAUUUAUGAGAAUGAAGGUCUGUUGUGUUAUGCAUUUGUUGUAUUCGCUAUUGUUUGAUACUUAAUAAUGUAACUUUUUUUUCCUCGUUUCAACGUUUCGACAGCCUUUGCAAAACUUUCCCUAAAAACGAGUUUGGGAGUUUAUUUUUAAUUCAAGGAAGUGAUUUUAAAUUUUCAUUUCAUCGACUAUUAAUAUUUUUUUUAAACAAAUGAGUGAAAAUUAAGUUUUUUUCAGAUAUGUGUACCCUUUUUGAUGUCAACAGAAGUUAGAAUGCUCUCAUAUUUAAAUUUAUCUAGUGUGAUGUUAAAGUAUGUCUAAAACUUCCGUUAGCGAAUCUCAAGCUUCGGCGUCAGAGACAGAAAAUGAUACAUCUAAGCAACAGAGAUCUGUUGCAUCGAAAAAUAAGCUACAAUCAAUGUCCGAGGAUUUAAACUCAAUUCCUCCAAAAAAUAGCCCAAACUCUGGACCUGAAAAGGAUACCAGUAAUCAAAAGAAUUCGGAUGCUCGAAGCUCCACUUCCGUAUCCUCUUCAUCAAAGUCUGAGAAAAAUGUAGACGGGGAACUGCAAGUGGAUGGGAAGUGGACCACCAAUAGUCAAGACAACUCUAUAUUUGCUGAUAAUUUAAGUAGGUCUUCAGAGUCCGGAAAGUCUGUCGACUUAUGCUCUCAAAAGUCUCCAGAAACUCAGUCGGUUAAAUCAACCUCCAAAGUAAAAUCAAAUGAGAAAAAGGAGAAGAAAAAGUCAUCUUGGUAUAAUAUGUUAAACCCCACCUAUAAAUCUAGAAGUGAUGAUUUCAAGACCCUCUUUAAAGAUCUACCCGACUCAGAGCGUUUGAUUGUGGACUAUUCCUGUGCAUUGCAGAAAGAUAUUCUUGUACAGGGAAGGCUGUACAUUUCUCAAAAUUAUAUUUGCUUUUAUGCUAAUAUAUUUCGAUGGGAGACUUUUGUGACAAUAAAGUGCCGUGAUGUCACGAGCAUGACGAAAGAAAAGACUGCGAGGGUGAUCCCGAAUGCAAUACAGAUAAGCACUGAUACAGAAAAGCAUUUCUUCACAUCAUUUGGUGCUAGAGAUAAAACUUUCUUGAUGCUUUUUCGCAUUUGGCAGAAUGCGUUGCUUGAACAGCCGAUGUCAUCGCAAGAACUGUGGCAAUGGGUCCACUACAGUUAUGGUGAAGAGCUGGGACUGACGAGUGAUGAUGAUGAUUAUGUAGCCCCCCUUAUAGUUGAUGAAGACUUAAAAAUUACCAGAAAUUCUGACCAGAGUCUACUAAAGGAUGAUCACAAAAGCGAUCCAAAUCUUCUAGACAUUGCAAAUGAACUUCUCAUUGAAGAUGAAUCAGAAACGGGAAAUGAAGUGUGUGUAUUUGAUCCUCCUCCUCCAUCUGUGAGUGAAGAAGCUGCUGAUAAAUCUUCACAAAAUUCUGAAUCCAAAAAUAUUCCCACUUUAAAAUCCACUGAAUAUCCCACCGACAUGAGUGGUACCACUGAGUCUGAAGAAAAUAUUGAAGAGAGUGAAUUCAAGUGUCCUUGCGUCAGCCACGAGGGAAAAGAAGUUUUGAAUGAUGUUUUUCCACUCUCUGUUGAUCAGGUUUUUGCUCUCAUUUUUACUGGUUCCAAGUUUUAUAAUGAUCUCUUAGAAUCUAGGAAAACUUAUGAUAUUAUGCAGAGUCCCUGGCAAAUCACCCCAGAGUUUGAUUUGAAAAUGAGACAAGUUACUUAUACUCUCACUUUAAAUCAUUCAAUGGCAAAAAGUGCUCAAACUACUGAAACUCAGAGGCUAUUGAAGCAUAGCAAGCCAGGACAAGUUUAUACUGUUGAUUGUGAUGUUGUUAAUACUGGAAUACCAUACAGUGAUGCUUUUACUGUGAAAUCUGUCUAUUGUCUCACAAGUGUUUCAAAACGAGAGACUCGACUACGGAUAUCUGGCUGUGUCCGCUAUAAAAAGUCCGUGUGGGGCUUAGUUAAAUCUCUUAUAGAAAAAAGUGCAAUGCAAGGCUUAGCAGAUUUCGCUACUGAUUUAGCGAGCGCCCUUCGUAAAGAAUCAGAAAUUUCUAGUCAGCAACCAUUAACCAAAAAAACACGAAGGAGAAAAAGAAUAAAACUGGAGCCCCUAAAAUGUGAAACUUUAAAAGAUGCACCUAGAAUAUUGCAGAGGCAGGCUACCAUGAAAAACAUUGGUACUUCUGUUCCUGUAGUUGACUUUAGUUGUCUUAGUACUACUCCAGAUAUUGUUAUACGAGUCAUAUUAAUUACGCUGGUUAUUCUUUUGUUUCUAAAUAUGUUGCUUUUCUAUAAAUUAUGGUCUUUAGAAGAUCAAAGUUCAAAACAAGUCCCAUUCAUGGAAUAUUCAGAUAGCCAAUCAUUAACCAAAGAAGAUUACAUUAAUUUACUUCAGAAACAGGAUUCCCUGCACAGAGCAGAAACGGAGAGGUGGCGAGAAGCACUGACGGAAGUCAUAAAACUCAUUCAUCUGAUAGAGAAGUCUCUUUCUGAAUUAAAAAGCAGCAUUGAUACGUACAGCAGUACGUCCAUACUAAAAACAAUAGCCCUCCGCAUGUCCCAAACCACUGAAGAAGCGAGCACCUCUGAAGAGCAGCAGCAAUAAAGAAAUUCUUUAAACAUGUUGUGUAAAUAAUUAUAUAGAGACUAUUUAUGUAAGGUUAUUUAGAUUUUUGAAUAUUUUCUCUAUGGGAUUAAAUAUGUUAGAUUUGUAUGUGUCUACCAAUAAGUGAUAUUUUUCUAAUUUCUUCUCCCUGUGUUCUCAAUGAAAUGAAUAGAUUAGGGUUGCACAGGCCUAACAUUCAUUUGAUUUUAAUUUAUUUUGAAUCAAAACUUUAAAUCCAUAAGUACUAAUUCAAGUGGUCAAAUUUUUCUUUUUAAUAUUCUAUUUUAAACAUAUUUUGAUAAAGGAAAAUAUUUUUUUUAAUCCAAAUUAAAGAUUUAAAUAAUUUAUGUAUAGAAAAUGAAAAGAAUAAUUGAUUUUUCUAUUGAGAAAAUUUUAAACCUAUUUAACUUUAAUAAUGAUGUACAUAACUGAAGUCAAUAUUAUUGAGUUUUAUAUUUUCACACAAUUUUGUUGAGCUUAAUCCAGAGUGUGUAGCGUUUCUAAAAAGUGCUUAUUUUUGAUUUAUGUUUUUUAAAAGCUCUUAUGUUUUUUAAAGGUGCUUGCUAAUUUAAUCUUUUAAAAAGAGUUUUUGUUCCUUUGCCAAGACGAUUGUCGUUCGAAAUUACAAAAAAUGCAUGAUUUUCAUAAUUCUCUCUGCAAUAUUUAUCAGAAACUAGUUAUUUUAUCAUGAUUAUAUUGAAGUUUUUGAAAA